GCAUUGCCCAAUCUAGAGAGCGUUGCAUUUGGGCCGGCAAAUGUUAAUGUUGACUAUAUAAGUAUUAGAGUUGACCUUUGCAGUCAUUACUGCAAUGAUGGCGCGGCUCGGCGUUGUGCUGGCGGUGGUCGCGUGCGCCUCCUGUAUGGAGAUGCGAGAGACUGUUGAGAGAAUGGUCAUGGUCCGGACCACGGGAUCUGACCUUCAACCUGCGGCUACUGGGUACAUCUACAAGAAAGAAGACGAUGGCCCAGAAAGCGUUAUCAAAAUGGAAGAGGAUGACGUGCUAGAACAUCUGUCUCAAUAUUAUAAACAACCUGAAGCUUUCGCUGCACCAAUUCCAGUAGCAGCAGGACCAUUUUAUGCCAAAGAAGAUGGCGACAGAGCAGCUUCCCAUUCUAAAGAAUACGUGAUUCCUGUCGUCGAAAAAACUGAAGAGUCUGAUGACCACGUAGAUGGAAUAGCUGAUAACGAUUAUGACAAAAUUUUCAAAGGAUACGGCUUCGGGAAAUACAACGAGGACUUUGCUGAUUAUUUACGCGAUCUGGGAUAUUUCAAAGACGGACUUUAUCAUGAAACUGGUGAUGGGAAAGAACAUGGUUCUGAAGGACAUCAUGAUCACGGCGACAAAGGUUAUAAAGGAUAUGCCUCAAAACAUCAUUACGACAAAGGCGGAGCAGGGGACUACCAUACAGAAAAAUAUGAAAGUUUCUCGGUGUCCAGGCAAAGUGGGCAUAAGAAAGACUACGAUGGAGCAGAUGCAUCAGGGAAGCAUUUCGAGAAGGGGAGUGGAUAUAAAGGAGGCGAUCACGGACACAAGUCCUCCCACAGCAAAGGCGAAGCGGUCGAUGGAUUUCACAACAUCUACAAUAAGGACGAGUUCAAGAAAGACCAUGACUUUUACGAUGGCGAAAAGAACGAAGGUGGCUUCCACAAACACAGCGAUGGACACUUACACCAUGGAUCAGACGCCGGAGGGUUCCACAAGGGAGGAUCACACGAGUCAGGAUCAAACGAGGGUGGUUUUGGAAAGGGUGGUUUCGUCGAGAAGGAGUCCGGUGACGAACAUGGAGCGAAACAUUCCAAGGAAGAAGGAGAUGAGUCCUCAGGACACCACUACGGAGAAUUCGCGGCUAGAGGCGGCCAGUUCGGCGGAAAGGGUUACGGAUACGAGGUCAAACAUUGAGUGGAUGUUAUUAGCUUUGUUGAUUUUUUUAAAUAUUUGUAAAUAGGUGUAAAUAUAAGCCAUAAUUCUAAUUUAUAUUUAUUUAUG
Messenger RNA from Plodia interpunctella (Indianmeal moth), 1273 nucleotides. RefSeq names its product hornerin-like. NCBI's taxonomy places the organism in Eukaryota, Metazoa, Arthropoda, Insecta, Lepidoptera, Pyralidae. The transcript has a single exon. The coding region runs from base 95 to 1186 and encodes 363 amino acids. The record is from RefSeq and is a predicted model, not a curated record.